Messenger RNA from Pteropus alecto (black flying fox), 3909 nucleotides. RefSeq names its product NAC alpha domain containing (gene NACAD). The coding region runs from base 1 to 3909 and encodes 1302 amino acids. The record is from RefSeq and is a predicted model, not a curated record. The transcript is spliced from 9 exons. Lineage: Eukaryota; Metazoa; Chordata; Mammalia; Chiroptera; Pteropodidae. Gene Ontology annotation, biological process: protein targeting to membrane. Gene Ontology annotation, cellular component: nascent polypeptide-associated complex; cytoplasm.
AUGCCCGGGGAGGCGGCCCGCGCCGAGCUGCUGCUGCCAGAGGCCGGCGGGCCAGGGCCCCGCACAGACCUGCCCUUGAAUGCGGCCACGGCCACCACCCCACGAGGGGACCGGCUGCAGCCCUGCGCCCUGACCCCCGGGCCCAGCGCCCUGGCCCUCACGUUCCUGCCUAGCAAGCCUGGUGCCCGGCCCCCACCCGAGGGAGCCAGCUGGGAUGCAGGGUCCCACCAGGCCCCCUCGACCUGGGCAGUCCCAGCAAAGAGCAGCCCCAGCCCAGGGCCCCCCGAGGUCCUGCCCAUCGGGGGGCCUGUCCCAGGCGCUCUGGAGCCUCGGAUUGCAAUGGGCGAGGAGACAUGCCGGGCGCCCCCACUGCCCUGGGCAGCUCUGCCGGAGCUCAGGGACCGGGCGCGGGGGCCUGCCAGUCCGAGCCCGCCCCCCGCAGCACAUCCUCAGGGAGCCCUGCUGACGCCUGUGCCUGCCACAGACCCCGACUGCUACUUCACGCCACCCUCCAGCCCCAGCCAGACCACCGCCACCCUGCUCCCCGGCCGUGGCUGGGCAGCCGAGACCGAGCUCCAGACCGAGCCCGGGGAUUCGCCACCUGCCUCGCCCUCAGGCUCCUAUGUCACGGCAGAUGGGGACAGCUGGGGCUCGUCCCCAUCCUGCUCCCUGAGCCUGCUGGCCGUGGCCGAAGGGCUGGACGUGCCCUCAGGCUGGGGCUUCUCCCCACCAGGGUCUGAGGCCAACGAGAGGGAGCCGACCCCUGCGGAGUCCCUAGGGUCCCCAUCCCCAGAGUCCAGCCUCUCAGGAGACAGCAGCUCUUCUUGGGACCAGGAGGGCCACUUCUUCGAGCUGGACUUCCUGGCCAACGACCCGAUGAUCCCAGCUGCCCUCCUGCCUUUUCGCGGCAGCCUGAUCUUCCAAGUGGAGGCGGUGGAGGUGACGCCACUGCCCCCGGAGGAGGAGCCGGACGGCGAGGACGGGGACGGCAGCACGUUCGCCUCCUCCCUGCAGUCGCUGUCCGAUCUCUCCAUCACCGAGGGCGUGGACGAGGCCUUUGCCUUCCGGGACGACUCCUCGGCAGCCUCCUCCGACCCUGACUCGGCCUCCUACACGGGGGUGGAGGACGAGAGGCUGUACAGCGAGGAGCCGCACGCGCAGCCCGCUGCCCCGCUCCCGGCCCGCCCUGGGGGCACUGCUCCUGGGGUAUCGGAUUUGGGCCGAGCUGCCGAAAUCACCAGGGCAGGCCCCACCUCAGGCCAGGUGUCUGCGGCCAGCCCAGCCCUGCCGCCUUCACAGGAAGCCCCAGGCCUUGCCGGGGUGCCCCCUCAGGCCCUGGGGGGAGAGGCAGGCUCCACCGUGGGAGCAGUGCCCGUCAGCAUGGGCGCACCUCAGCCCUGGCAGGAGGGGGCGGGCACUGCCUUAGGCCCCAGGCCGUGGACAGCACAGGGCGGGGCGGGCUGCCCGGACACUCCACAGAGUGUGAAGGCAGGUGCAGGCCAGGUGUGCUUACUGGAAGAGGAGGACCACACCUCAGCCCAGGGUCCAGUCCCUGCGGCCACACAUCUGCCCCUGCAGACAGACGCAGGUUGCGCCCUGGGGGCUGAGCCCGUGACUGCUGCGGUCCAGCAGGAAGGAGGCGAGACCUUGGGACUAAAGCCAGCGCCUGAGAAGGGCACAGGCCACGCUGGAGACCCGGAACCUCCAGCCUUAGACCAGACCCAACAGGGCGGCCCGGACCCAGCUGCUGAUGCCAGGACGCCCUGGGCUUCACCCAUAGCUAAAGAUGCAGGGCCUUCUGGGCCUGUCUCAGGUUACCCGGACCGCCUUGAGCCCGCCGCAAACGCUCCAGACUGCCCCGAGCCCGCCUUGAAGGCCCCAGAGCCCCUCAAGCCCACUGCAGAGGCCCCAGACACCCCUGAGCCCACCUUGGUGACCCCUGAUGCCCCCAAACCCACCGAGGAGACCCCAGACACCCCCGAGCCCACCUUGGUGACCCUUGAUGCCUCCAAACCCACCGAGGAGACCCCAGACACACCCGAGCCCACCUCGGUGACCCCUGAUACCCCAGACACCCCCGAGUCCACCUCGAUGAACCCUGAUGCCCCGAAACCCACCGAGGAGACCCCAGACACCCCUGAGCCCACCUUGGUGACCCCUGAUGCCCCGAAACCCACCAAAGAGACCUCAGUCACCCCCGAGCCCACCUUGGUGACCCUUGAUGCCUCCAAACCCACCGAGGAGACCCCAGACACCCCCGAGCCCACUUUGGUGACCCCUGAUUCCCCCAAACCUGCUGCAGAAAUCCAGGAAUCCCUGCACCUCGCCACAGAGAACCUGGACCUCCCCAGAGAGGCCCCGGGCCCCCCUGAGCCAGCCUCAGAGAUCCCGAACCCCCCACUAUCCCUCAAAGAGGCCCUGGCCCCCCCUGAGCCUACUUCUGGUGGGAAGGAAAAUGAGAGCCGGCUGGUGCCCGACAGGGGGCCCAGUCUCUGUGCCCAUCUGCCCACUGGUGAGGGAGCUGAGCCCUGCUCACUGCCGGAGGAGGCCCGAAGGGCUGAGAACCAGGGCAGUGGUGGCCUUGAGCCAGCACCCGGGGUCACUGGGACGGCUCCUGGGAGCGGCUGCCCCAAGCUUGGCCUGGUGCAGCCCCCAAGCCCAGCGGAGGAUGGAAGGGUCACCCCCAGGCCCGAGCUUCCUGCAGCUGUGGCCUCAGAGUCUCCAUCAAGGGCGGUGCCCAGGCUGGGCAGGGGCUGCCCAGAAGAGCCUGCCCUCGAGUCUCCACCAGCCUCCCAGCAGCUGGAGCCUGUGCACGGCCCAGGCGGUGAGGAGCCGGCCGGGGCAGCGCCUGGAGUCUUCGGCGCCCCCGCCCCACGGCCCCAGGACCGGCUCCCAGGCCCUGAGCCCUCUACUCCUGAAGACUUAGUGGAGGAAGUGGAGACCCUGGGCCCCCCACCGCCACAGGCAGGAACCCAGCAGGCAAUGGCCACCUUCUCAGGAACCACAAACCCCCCCAGGGCUGGACAGCAGGUCAGCCUCCAACCCCACCCACCCCUCUUCAGCCCCGAGGUGGCCCCUGUGGGGGACACCUAUACCAAAGACCCAGCCUUGCAGACCCCGUCCCCCCGCCAAGUGCCUCCGGGCUCUGGGCCCUGGAGCCUGUCCAGCCCUCGAGACCUCCAGGCCGCCGAGCUACAAGAUGACGGGGACAGCCUGGAGGAAGAGUCACCCCGGGGGCCCUCGGACAGCCUUGAGGAGUCGUCGGCUGAGCUGGAGGAGCAGGCCCUGUCAGGACCGCAGGCCACACAGUGCCCGGCCCAGGCCCUGGCCGGCCGCAGUGAGGAGACCAUGGCCAAAGCCAAGCAGAGCCGCAGUGAGAAGAAGGCCCGGAAGGCCAUGUCCAAGCUGGGCUUGCGGCAGAUCCACGGUGUCACCAGGAUCGCCAUCCAGAAGGCCAAGGACAUCCUCUUCGUUAUCACCAAGCCUGACGUCUUCAAGAGCCCGGCCUCUGACACCUACGUGGUCUUCGGGGAGGCCAAGAUUGAGGACCUCUCCCAGCAAGCGCACAGAGCUGCCGCCGAGAAGUUCAAGGUGCCCGCAGAGCCCUCCACCCUGGGCCCUGAGUCGACGCCCGGGCCGCGGGUGAGACUGGGAUGUGACGAGAACCGGGAGGAAGACGAGGAGGUGGACGAGGCGGGGCUGGAGCUUCGGGACAUUGAGCUGGUGAUGGCACAGGCCAACGUGUCCAGGGCCAAGGCCGUGCGGGCCCUCAGGGACAACCAGAGCGAUAUCGUCAACGCCAUCAUGGUGGGUGGCUGCCCCUGCGCCUGCGCCUGCGGCUGGCUCCGCUGGGCCCCUCCCUAUCCCUGGCCUGACUCUCUGAAUUUCCUGCAGGAGCUGACGAUGUAG